Molecule: messenger RNA, 777 nt
Organism: Rhododendron vialii
Lineage: Eukaryota; Viridiplantae; Streptophyta; Magnoliopsida; Ericales; Ericaceae
Product: EG45-like domain containing protein
Exons: 2
Coding region: 91-528 (145 amino acids)
Biological process (GO): systemic acquired resistance
Cellular component (GO): apoplast; cell wall
Source: RefSeq, a predicted model, not a curated record
GGGACAGCCAUUUUGUUCACUUAGGGCACAGAACAAAGAAGUUUUUUUGAGGUCUUUAGGUGGGAGAGAUUUGAAAAAACAAAAAGAGCUAUGGAUGCUGGAAUGCGAGUUUUGACAAUUGUGGGCAUCGCGAUAUUCUGCCUUACCCAUGUUGCAUAUGCGGCUACAGGGACUGCUACAUAUUACACACCACCAUACGUUCCUUCUUCAUGCUAUGGCUAUCAAAACGAUGGUGUCAUGAUCGCCGCAGCAAGCGACGCAAUAUGGAACAAUAGGGCUGCGUGCGGGACGACGUACAAGGUUCGUUGCAUUGGUCCUACGAACCAGGGUGUUCCACACCCUUGCAAGGGUCAAAGCGUUGUGGUCAAGAUUGUGGACUACUGCCCACCAGGCUGCGCUGGAACCGUCGAUCUUUCUCAAGAAGCUUUCUCCGUGAUUGCUGACCCCAAUGCUGGAAAAAUCAACAUUGAAUAUACCCAAGAAAAAAAAAAUUAUACCCAAGAAACUCUUCUUCUCUUUUGCAACUAAAACCCUAUAGUUUUAGGAAGUUACAUUAAAGGCCCUCAUAAAACAAAUACUCAAAUAAUUUUAAAGUUUCCGGUAUGGAGUUGUCAAGACUGCAGAUUUUUAAUUGUUCUCUGUGAGACUCGCUAUCCAAUUUAAUAUUUUGACCAUGGAGUCUUGGUUAGUAAUACUUAGGACAUCGAGAAAUUAGAGAUACGAUUGGAAUAUCUUGAAUUGUAUCUGAAAAGAAAACAAUGUGGGAGUGUGAGCUAU